This is a messenger RNA of Colias croceus (clouded yellow), 3476 nucleotides long. RefSeq names its product 4-coumarate--CoA ligase 1-like. NCBI's taxonomy places the organism in Eukaryota, Metazoa, Arthropoda, Insecta, Lepidoptera, Pieridae. The transcript is spliced from 9 exons. Gene Ontology annotation, cellular component: mitochondrion. Gene Ontology annotation, biological process: fatty-acyl-CoA biosynthetic process; long-chain fatty acid metabolic process. The record is from RefSeq and is a predicted model, not a curated record. Bases 315 to 2006 code for a protein of 563 amino acids. Gene Ontology annotation, molecular function: long-chain fatty acid-CoA ligase activity.
UCUACCUGUUGUUGGUAAACGGAGUUUUUUUAACAUUUGUUUAUUUCCUUAUCAUUCGAUUAUCUUUAUUAUUAGUUUGUUUAUAUAUAUUUACAUAUAUAUUUAAUAACGUUAAAAGUGAAACAGAACUAUUGUUAAUGUUUAGAAGAUAGGACGUAUUUUUCUUUUUUACAACAAGGCCACUCAGAGAAACAAUAUGUUAAUUUGAGCACCAGUGCAAAGUCUAAUUCGAUAGGUAGAGUGUGGGCAUAUAGGAGUAAUAGGCAGCUACCAAAUAGACAAGUAACUACUGCAUAAAAAUACAUUUAGUAAAUAUGGCUUCAACACUAAGACGAACAGUUUCGCAAGCAAUAAAUAAAAGAAAUAUUUAUUUUUCCUCCAUACUUCAGCAGAGCACAGAUUCUAAAAUACUUAAAUCAGUGUUUAAAAAUGUUGAGGAUACCAAUUACACAGUUAAUGAAUUUGUGUGGCAAAAUUUGGACAGAUGGCCAGACAAAACUUUUACAGUAUGUGCCACAACUGGACAUGGAUACACUUAUGCACAAACAUACCGCAUGUCUAUAACAUUUGCAGCAUCUCUGCGAACAAAAUUAAAGCUAAAGAAUGAUGAUACAGUUGCUAUCAUAUUGCCAAAUGUUCCAGAAUACCCUUGUAUAACAUUGGGUAUUCUGGAAGCUGGAUGUGUGAUCAGUAUGAUGAAUCCGGCAUAUAAUGCUCACGAACUGAAACGACAAUUGGAACAAAUAAAAUGUAAAGCCAUUGUAGCCUCGAAAAUUUCAUACGCGAAUAUUUCAGAAGCACUAAGUGCAAUGAAUAAGAAUCUACCAGUUAUUCUUAUUGACCAUGAUUCGCUUCCUGAAGGAACGAUAAAGUUUGCCGAAUUUGCUAAUGAUCUAAAUGUGGAUAUAGAUUGUUUAAAGUCAGUUAAAAGGAGUCCCAAAGAUGUAGCUAUCAUGCCUUUUUCAAGUGGCACUACUGGUUUUCCUAAAGCAGUUGUUUGUACACAUAAAUCUGUUGUGUCCUUCAAUAAGGCUAUUCUGGAUCCUAAUAUCGUCGCGAUAGAAGAGGCAUCAGCAAACUACCAAUCAGUGUUGCCAGGAAUAUUACCGUUUUUCCAUAUAUUUGGUUUCAACGCAUUAAUGUUGAAUUUAAUGUGUGUGGGAGUGAAAUUGGUGACGCUCAGCUCUUUCAAACCUGAGGUAUUUUUGGAAACCAUCGUGCGACACAGAGCACAACAUAUGUAUGCUGUACCACCAAUGAUAAUAUUCCUAGGUAAGCACUCUGCGGUUACUCCAGCUCACGUUCAAUCGUUGAAAACUAUUGUUUGUGGUGCGGCGUCUUUGGCUAGAAGCGACGCAGAGGCUCUGCUUAAGAAAAAUAGGAACAUCAAUUUCCGUCAAGGAUACGGACUGACUGAGACAAACGGAGGAAUUUCGGUAGGUAAGAAGGGAGAUAAUAACCACGCUGCUGUCGGCCAUGUUUUUGGGAGUUGUGAAGUUAAGAUCGCCGACUUGCAGACACAGGAAGCUUUGGGUCCUAAUGAGGAGGGUGAAAUCUGGGUUCGGGGUCCAAUAAUGAUGCAAGGUUACUAUGAAAAUGACGCAGCUAAUAAGGAAGUUUUCACAGAAGAUGGUUGGUUCAAAACUGGUGAUAUUGGGAAAUAUGAUGAUGAUAAAUACUUGUAUAUUACUGACCGGCUUAAGGAAUUAAUAAAGGUAAAAGGUUUCCAAGUGCCACCAGCGGAACUAGAAACAAUACUCCGAAUGCAUCCGAAAGUUCUAGAUUGUGCAGUCAUAGGAAUCAAAGACGAUAUUACAGGAGAAGCGCCAAAAGCCUUCAUAGUAACACAGCCGAAACAAACAUUGGACCCGAAAGAAAUACUCGAAUUCGUGAACAAACAAGUCGUAGCAUUUAAGAAUAUAAAAGAAGUGCAAUUCAUUGAUUCGAUCCCGAAAAAUCCGGCGGGAAAAAUAUUGAGGAAAGAUCUGAAGGCCAAGUAUUGCUAGCUAAGGACCACAGAUUAUAUAAUAUGCAGCUUUUUUAUGACAAAUUAUGAAGAUUCGAAUAAAGAACAAAAACAGAAUUAGAAUUAAUCGUGUCAUCACGUUUUUGUAUUGAAAUUAUUAAUGUAUUUAUGUAAAAACUAAGAUACUGAUGUAUAAGCACGUAUUAGUUUGUUAUAUUUGUAUUUCUUUGCAUAAUUUACGAUUAAUUUUUAUUAUUUUUAAACGUAAUUAUUUAACGUUUAUUUAAAAAAAUAUGUGUAAAACAAAAGCUAUCUAUUUUUACUUCUGCUGCUGAACGCAACUACAUACAAAAUUUUGGACUAUUUAUUAUUUUUUAAAAUGCAUUUACAGACAACACAACGUAUUAUGACAAAAGACUGAAAUAGAAAUGUUCUAUCCAAUUCAAAUGCUAAUAAACCGUUUCUAAGAGAUUGAUUAAAAAUAUGGAUUAUAUAACAAAUCAAUAAUAUUAACUCGAUAUUGACUUUUAAGGAACAUUUGAAUUAUUAUUUGUUCCUUUUUUCACGUUCAAUAAUAUAAAAGGGAAAGAGAUCCUUUGAGUUUGGACUUUUAAUAAAUAUUUUUGUAUUAAUUCAAGGAGGUUACGGGAACGAAUUGUUAAAUUCACUAAUUUAUAUGUAUUAAAAAAAACUUUUAGAAUACUCUAUCACUGCUGAUUCAUACUUAAUAACAUAUAGUAUUUUUCUGUAUAAUAUUUUUCAAAAAUACACAAAAUAUAUUUUACAAAAAAUUGUUACAAAAUUUACUAACAUUAUAAAGAUAAUUGAUUAGAUGAACUCAUUUAGGUGUCCAUCUUUAAUCAACAUUUUUAUGAUACAAAAUAUCUAUUUACACUGAAGAAUGUAUUUGCACAUAAUAUAAAAGUUAUUAAGCUACUAUUAUAAGCUAGAAAUAUAUUUUUUAUUGGUUGAGGUAUAUUUGCAUUUGUUAUUAAUUUUUUUACAUUUGCUUUAGUUUUACAAAGUGCCUUAAAAGUAUACUAGUCUAUAAUAAUUAUUCUUUAAAAUUAGGGUUAAGCCUGAUGUUAUUUUGAAUACAUUAUAGCUUUAAGCAUAUUUUUAAAUACCUUAAAUGAGGGGGCUAAAAGCAAAAGCGCCACUGUCCAAGAUUUUUUUUUUGCCUAUUAUAGUAAAAGCUGUUUUACGUUUAAAGAGACUUAAAAUUAUCAAAUAACUGAUUUAUCUGAGAUCAUAGAUCAUUUUAGUAUCUAUAUAAAACACUCAAACCAUGCAAACAAGCGCAUUGACACAGAAAAUUUAAAAUUUAUGACAGGACAGUAUUAGUUUUGCAUCUCAGCGUUGGACAGUGUAAGAUUUGCAUCCAAACACUUGGACAGUGACGCUUUUGCACCUUACAUAUUUUAAGUAAAUGUAUGGUACAGCUAGCAAAAAAGGAAACCAAAUAAAACUAUUUUGUACAUAUUUAUGAAAAAUAUAUAUUUUUGUACAG